Dicentrarchus labrax (European seabass) is the source of this 2309-nucleotide messenger RNA. RefSeq names its product tubulin alpha-1A chain-like. The record is from RefSeq and is a predicted model, not a curated record. Gene Ontology annotation, cellular component: cytoplasm; microtubule. Bases 115 to 1557 code for a protein of 480 amino acids. The transcript has 3 exons. Gene Ontology annotation, biological process: mitotic cell cycle; microtubule cytoskeleton organization. Lineage: Eukaryota; Metazoa; Chordata; Actinopteri; Moronidae. Gene Ontology annotation, molecular function: GTP binding; structural constituent of cytoskeleton.
AGGCUGUUGCUUAGUGAUGCUGCUCUAUAAAGCAGCUUCCUGUACUCGUACUUUAAACAACAUCCCCAGCCACUCAUCUCAGGUGAACGAGGGACUUCUGCAAGCAACGAAAACAUGCGUGAAUGUAUCUCUGUCCAUGUUGGCCAAGCUGGAGCUCAGAUAGGUAACGCAUGCUGGGAGCUCUACUGCCUGGAGCACGGCAUCCAGCCAGAUGGUCAGAUGCCCAGCGACAAGACCAUCGGAGGGGGAGACGACUCCUUCAACACCUUCUUCAGUGAGACUGGAGCUGGCAAACAUGUUCCCAGAGCCGUCUUUGUGGACUUGGAGCCAACUGUCAUAGAUGAGGUCCGUACAGGAACCUAUCGCCAGCUCUUCCAUCCUGAGCAGCUCAUCACUGGAAAGGAGGACGCAGCCAACAACUACGCUCGUGGUCACUACACCAUCGGCAAAGAGAUCAUCGACCUUGUUCUCGACAGGACUCGUAAACUGGUCAGUUUUUCUGCAAAAACCAUUUACGUCAUACAUAUUUUAGUGCAAUUAAUAAUGGAUGGCAUUCUGUUGUUUUAUUUCCUGCAGGCUGACCAGUGUACAGGACUCCAAGGUUUCCUCAUCUUCCACUCCUUUGGAGGAGGAACCGGCUCCGGUUUCACCUCUCUGUUGAUGGAGCGUCUUUCUGUUGACUAUGGCAAAAAGUCCAAGCUGGAGUUUGCCAUCUACCCAGCCCCCCAGGUGUCCACAGCUGUGGUGGAGCCCUACAACUCCAUCCUGACCACCCACACCACCCUGGAGCACUCUGACUGCGCCUUCAUGGUGGACAACGAGGCCAUCUACGACAUCUGCCGCAGGAACCUGGACAUUGAGCGUCCCACCUACACCAACCUCAACAGGCUGAUUGGACAGAUAGUCUCCUCCAUCACCGCCUCUCUACGCUUCGACGGUGCCCUGAACGUGGACCUGACAGAGUUCCAGACCAACCUGGUGCCCUACCCUCGUAUCCACUUCCCUCUGGCCACCUACGCCCCAGUUAUCUCAGCAGAGAAGGCCUAUCAUGAGCAGCUAUCAGUGGCUGAGAUCACCAAUGCCUGCUUCGAGCCAGCCAAUCAGAUGGUGAAAUGUGAUCCUCGUCAUGGCAAGUACAUGGCCUGCUGCCUCCUGUACCGUGGUGAUGUGGUGCCCAAAGACGUCAACUCUGCCAUCGCCACCAUCAAAACGAAGCGCACCAUCCAGUUUGUGGACUGGUGUCCCACAGGCUUCAAGGUGGGCAUCAACUACCAGCCUCCCACUGUGGUUCCCGGAGGAGACCUGGCCAAGGUGCAGAGGGCCGUGUGCAUGCUGAGCAACACCACCGCCAUCGCAGAGGCCUGGGCUCGACUCGACCACAAGUUCGACCUGAUGUACGCCAAGAGGGCUUUCGUCCACUGGUACGUCGGAGAGGGGAUGGAGGAGGGAGAGUUCUCAGAGGCCAGAGAGGACAUGGCCGCCCUGGAGAAGGAUUAUGAAGAGGUGGGCACUGACAGCGUUGGGGACGAAGGAGAGGAAGAGGGGGAAGAAUAUUAAGGUUCAAAUAACAAACAAAACGAAACUGAUUGGGUUUGUGUCAGUAUGCUUCAAGCAAACUACUAGUAGGUUCCACUAUAGGUCAAAGUGUAAUCCUAGAGAAGGAUGACAAACAAUAAAUUGUACAACUUGGGUGAUGUGACAUGCUUGUCGGACACCAUGUUUCAGACUCUCCACAAGCAGUUUGUUUGAAGCAUACUGAGACCUUUUGUUGCCAUUCAUUUUUAUUAUAUAAUGGCAUCCAGUGAAAAAGUACAUCAAACUUCUAAAGGUUAUUUUUCCUUGAAUAAAAUUAAUUGGUCUGGUUGGCAGUAACUGUAACAUUUAGCUACUGUUAAAAAAUGCAUACUCACUGCUUUGUCUCUACAGUUGCUAAAAUUCCUCCUAAUCUUUGCCUCCUUUCAAUGCUAUACUGGAACAACAUAACUCUGUUUUGCCUUUGUAUAACCACUGCAAGGGUGCACUGUAUAGUAAGAGCGCUGAUGAAAUGAACUGUAUGUAAAAUCAUGUUUACAAAUUUCUUGCCUCCAAGGUGGAAGUUGAUGAUGAAUUUUUAAGAUAUUUACUCUUAUAUAAACAGGUUUCUUUAAAUUUUAUAGAGAUAUUCUGUAUUUGACAGAUAUUUACGAGUCAGGCCCUGAAUGAUCUGCAAAAUUCAUGUCAUUAUCCACAGAGAUUAAGAGGAAUUCAGUGUCAAGAUAUCAUCUUUCUUAUGUGUCUUUGUCUUGAAACAAUAAACUCAGAGACAUGUU